This is a messenger RNA of Cherax quadricarinatus, 1267 nucleotides long. Lineage: Eukaryota; Metazoa; Arthropoda; Malacostraca; Decapoda; Parastacidae. The record is from RefSeq and is a predicted model, not a curated record.
AUGGUACACCAGGUCUUGGAACAUAUCCCCCAUGGAUAUGGGGGUCCAACACACACACACAUAUACAUACAUACAUACUGUCUUAAUCAGUGGUGUACUGUACUCUUCAUACUGUCUUGUAUUUUGGUUUCAGUUUUGCCACCAGUGUUAGUUCCUCGGCACUCAGAGUUUGCCCCAGGCCACUCUCUCCUGACGUUCCAACAGCAGCUGCCAGAACCAAUGCCCAAUAAUGUCUCGUUCUCGCAAAAUGGCUUUGUCCAUUCAUCAGUCAGUGGAGCAUCACAUUCACAAAUUGGUUGUGGGAAUCUGAGUGGUAUCAACCAGCCUCCUUCACCAGUCGGAAGUGUUGUCAGCCCUACCAGCCAGAGUCCACACAGUCCAUAUGGGAGUAUCACAAGUGGAGGAAGUUUAAGUGGGCUGAACCAGCCUCCUUCUCCAGUGGUCAGCCCAGCCAGCCAGUCUCCGCACAGCCCUUAUGGCAGUAUCCCGGCAGAUACUCCGCCACCAAUAUAUACUCCUCCAAGUGAAGACAUAAAACAGACGCAACCUGCAGAUACAACUAUGGAAAUUGUUCCUGUUGGCACUAUUAUUAACCCAAAUGUUACUCCUGUUACAUACCAGGAACCUGCUUUUUGGUCAAGUAUAGCAUAUUACGAACUGAAUAAUAGAGUCGGAGAAGUAUUUCAUGCCCAAACACAUUCAGUCAUCGUUGAUGGCUUCACAGAUCCAAGCAACAAUUCAGAGAGAUUUUGCUUAGGUUUACUCUCUAAUGUUAAUCGCAAUUCUACUAUAGAAAACACAAGAAGACACAUUGGUAAAGGAGUCCAUCUAUAUUAUGUUGGUGGGGAAGUGUAUGCAGAAUGUUUGUCCGACUCGGCUAUCUUCGUCCAGUCUCGCAAUUGUAACCACCACCAUGGCUUCCAUCCAUCUACUGUGUGUAAAAUUCCUCCUGGAUGUUCACUCAAGAUCUUUAAUAAUCAGGAGUUUGCCCAGCUCCUCUCCCAGAGUGUCAACCAUGGCUACGAAGCAGUGUUUGAUCUUACUAAAAUGUGUACAAUCAGGUAUGAAAUGUCUGUCAGUAUUGUAUAUUUUUAAGAACAUUUUGAUGUUUUGUGAAGGCAGUAGUAGAACAUGACUUCAAAUACAUGUAGUAAAUUUGUGGAGAUAAUGGUAUAAUGUUUGAAAUGUAUACUAAUUAAGUUUUAGAAUCCGUGUUGGUUAAAUACAUGGUAUGUGUAAUGGACAAAAGAGGGAAUUUUAAGAGGGA